Messenger RNA from Notodromas monacha, 3017 nucleotides. Lineage: Eukaryota; Metazoa; Arthropoda; Ostracoda; Podocopida; Cyprididae. The record is from the annotation of a GenBank genome assembly.
UUUUCUUAUUUUUUUUAGAUGUGUCCAAUAUUUAUUGAAUUUGUGGAAUUGUGGUGAUGAGCAAGUUCUUUCACGAUGGAAGAAGCGCUUGUACCGGUUGGCGAAAUUGCGUUAUGCUUCAAUGAAAGUGACUUCACAUCGAAAAGUUUUUCAGUUGAUGGUUUUGUUCGUCAAGCCAGAAGUAGGGUAACCCUGAGCCAACUCCGUGAUGAUUUGAAAGUGUACCAGAAAUUGUUGAGCUCGGCUCUUAUAGAGCUCAUAAACAAAGACUAUGCCGAUUUUCUCAACCUCUCGUCCACCUUGAUCGGAAUGGACAAAGCAAUCCUUAAUUUGAUGACGCCACUCGAAAGAUUUCGAUCUGAAAUCUUGGAUGUUUCAAAAUCGAUUAAAACUGUGGAAACUGCGGUUGACGACCAGCUGAAGGACGCGAGAAAAAUCCGAGAACGACGAUCGGAUCUGGAGCGACUGGUGCACAUCAUUCAUUGCGUCGAGAAAAUAGAAAAGUUGCUGGAUAAAUCUGGAAUGGGAGAUUCUGAAGAUGCAUCGCACAAAGGUGGUGUGGUUGAGAGAAUAGCGUCGGAGCUCAACCAGCUUCAUUUCCAUGUGGCAAAAGCUCAAGGCAUGGACUUGAUGUCUUCUAUCCAACCGAGAAUAGCGUACAUCGCAAAUGCACUGCAAACAAACCUGGAGGAAGAUUUUGUGGCGAGUCUCGAGAAGAAAGAUGUCGAGGCGAUACGUCGUUGUUUGCGGAUUCACGUCACGAUUGACCGCGUUCCGCAAUUGGAGUCCAUCUUCAGAAUCCGCGUAGUGCGCCCGUAUUUUGAGAAACACGUGAAUAUCGAACUUUUUAGUCGCCCAGGAGCUUCGGAAAAGGAUGCACUCGCUGUUCUUUUCGCUUCUCUGCUUGACAUCGUGUCAGCAAAAUGCUCGAUCCUCCAAGAAGCUUCCGCCGGAGGAGCUGGACUCGAAGUCGUCAGUGGAUAUGAUUUUCUGGUCAAUUCCGUAUGGCCCGAAAUCGUUUCUUUUUUGGAGAGCCGUGCUCCAUCUUUAUUUGCCCUAGGAUCACCCACUUCAUUCCAUCCGAGAUUUUUGGCCAGCAUGGCGUUUUUGGAGAACUUUGAAGAGCAAUGUGGAAAUCUGGAAAGCGUUCGGCGUCUCAGAGCUCAUCCAUCUUACCUCGUAUUCAUCAACAAGUUCAAUCUCCCGGUAUACUUUCAAAUUAGGUGUGUAAACCAAAGUGAGUUUCUGAAAAUGUGUGAGAAUGCAAAAUUUUCCAAAAGGUUCCAGGAAAUUUCGUGUUCUUUCGAGAAGAGUUUGACGAUGCGGCCGUUGAGUGAGUGGGUCAACCGAGAUGGAUCAUGUCGACUUCAUGCCAGCGAGACGUUGGUUAUAUGUCUGAACCAAUGCUGGGAUGAUGGAGUUUUUCUUUCACCUUUGGUUCACCGAUUUUUGAAGCUUUCGGUUCAGUUGCUGUCACGUUUCUGCGUGUGGUUGCAAUCUGUUAGCAAAAUGACCGUUAAAGAUGGUUCAAGCUCAUCAGAUGACUCGCUGUUAUCCGUUGACGCGGGGAAAGAAGGUCCCUUAACAAAGAACAUGAGCACGUCUGAUCUUCCGUCACAUGCGGAAAAGAGUCCCGGAAUGGCGAGGACGGCAACGACAGCCAAUUUUUCUUUGGAUAACAAUGACGUCGUUCCUGAAUCAGCAUUGACAGUUGAUCAGGCAGUCAAUUUAGUAUCAGACAUUGCUAAUAUUCGGGACUAUGUUUCUGAAUUGGUGAGCUCGCGGGUCUUUCCGAAGAUAGAACGACUUGGCGUCACGACCUUGGAUCAAGUUCAAGAAUGUUUCAACGAAUCAUUUCGACAACUCGAGUGCCAAGAAGAACAAGUUGCGCAAAUACUCGUCAACCAUUUAACCUCUGGAGGAAUGAAACACUUGAAAGGCAUCAUGGACAUUCCACGAUUAUUCCGUAGAACAAACCGCGAAAUUUCAACGAAAGCCUCCAGUUACAUCGUUUCCGCAUUGAAUCCAGUCUCGAAUUUCCGCCUGAAAUUCAAAGAUUGUGUGCACGAGGUGCGAAUGAAGAAAUGGCUCCUAGAUGUUUCAGACGUUUACGGGAAACAAUUGUACGGAUCCAUCAACGAAGUUCUCACGUCAGUACAAAAAAUGGAGGAAAGUCUGAAAAGAUUGAAACGGAUGAAAGCCGGUCAGAAGACGGAAGAUGCCACGCUUAAAACCAGCGACUCUUUAACUGAUGACGAAAAAAUUCGCCAUCAGCUUUGGUUGGAUGCGCAUUAUUUUGGAGAUAAAGUGAAGGAAGAGUUCGGAGUUGACUCUCAGUCCGUGGAUUUAUUGCUGAAGUUGGUCGAUAAAGCAAAAGCACCGAUUGGACUCGAAAAUUGAUGAAAACGUGCCUGUGCCCAGGAUGUGAUCACUGUCUGAUUUAGCACCAUUCCCUGAAGGAUUACUGGGAGUUGGUUUUGUGGGAGACGGUUGAAGUUAUCGCGGCGUGUUUCAUCUGUAAAGUACAUCGCAAAAAUCAAAGAAAACUGCGUAAGAACCAGUAUUUUAUUUUAUUAAGCGUAAGUAGAAGGCAGAAGCAUUUUUCGAAAGAAAGCAGGGAACAACCAUAUUUUUUCUACGAUAAAAUACAGCAGAAACUGAAGAUUUUCUGGAAAGUUACUUCGGAUUGGAAAGGAUUCUACAAUAAUGAAUUUUCAAUGAAAAAUGAAUUUUUCAUGCAAUUCUUCCGCUUCUCGUACCGUAAGCACGAUUAAAUCUCUCGGGGAGCAACAAUCCAAUCGUUGAAAAGUACGACAUAUAACUUGAUGAUCUUGUUUGGACUGCACUGAAACUUUUUGGACACUCCAUGCCGUUUUUGUUCAUCGAAUUCAGUGAUUCUUGGAGUUUUGCGGUGUAUUUUACUAAAAAUUGCAACUUCAUAAUUUUCUCGUUUCGUUUCGAGCAAUCUGCAGUGUUGUUGGGAUUUAUUGAUAUUUUUGGGUUUUUGUUGCAUCAAA